AUGUCGCAGGUGAUGCCCAGUCCUCUGCUGGCAGGAGGCCACGCCGUCCGCCUGCCUCCCUGUGAGGAGCCCAGGAGGGUCCUGCACCCGGCACCCAGCCCCAGCCUGCCGCCCCAGUGUGCCUACUACACCACCGAAGGCUGGGGGGCCCAGGCCCUGAUGGCCCCCAUGCCCCGCAAAGAGCCCCCCAGCCGGCUCCCGCAGGCCCCACAGGCGGGAGCCAAAGCCAGCUGCCUCCUGCGGGGGCCCGGCGAGCAGCCCUCGGGGGCCCUGGAGGACCUGGACGCCUGCAUCGGCUUCUCCCUGGAGAGCCUCAACCAGAUGAUUCUGGAACUGGACCCCACCUUCCAGCUGCUCCCCGCGGUGGCUGGCGGCCCAUGGGCCGAGCCCGCCCAGAGUACCACCUCGCAGAGGAAGAAAGAAGAGCCUGAAGCUUUGGAUAUCAAGUACAUCGAGGUCACCUCCACCAGAUCGAGGUGCCACGAGGGUCCCCAGCGCUGCUCCAGCCCAUCUGCCACCCCGUCUUUCGGCUCCCCGCGCAGUGGCGGCCUCCUCCUCUCCAGAGACAUCCCCCGGGAGACGCGAAGCAGCAGCGAAAGCCUCAUCUUCUCCGGGAGCCAAGGCGUUGGACACCAGCGCCCUCCGCCCCCGUCCGGGGCUCUGUCCUCCCACCCCCCGCCCUCUCCCAGCAUCUCCAUCCCCUGCACGCGGAGCCCGGCCCCGGGCCCCCAUGGCUUUGGCUCCCCUGGGAUGGCUUCUCCAGGCGUGGAGAGGGGCCCAGGAGGCCCAGCCACACCCGGAGGCAACCGGGUUCCUGAGGUGUCAGCCCGCCCAGCGACUGACGUCAGCUACGUAUUCGGAAGCAGUCAGUCCCUCCUCCGCUCCAGCAUCUCCAGCCCACAGUCCUCUUCUCAGUCCUUGGAAAGCCCAGCCAGCUCCUCCUCCAGCCUCCACAGCCUCGGCCCAGCAUCCCCGUGCACGAGAGCCGGUGACUACCGGAUCCCUGGCAGCACCACCCCAAGCAGGGCCCAGCCCCGAGCAGCCUGCUCCCCGCCCCUGGCCAAGGAGCAUGCCAGCAGCUGCCCCCCCUCCAUUGCCAACUCCAUGGUGGACAUACCCAUCGUGCUGAUCAACGGCUGCCCGGAACCAGGGUCCUCCCCGCCCCAGCGGAUCCCAGGACCCCAGGACUUGGUGCGACCUGGGGCUGCUUCUGCCAGCAGCCCCUGUCCGGCCACCAGGAGCCACAGCCAGACCCUGCCAGAGGCCUCUCCCACCGCAUCCCCCCACGGCCCCCCCAGGGACAUGCAGCCCACCAUGAAAUUUGUGAUGGACACAUCCAAGUACUGGUUUAAGCCCAGCAUCACCCGAGAGCAAGCAAUCGAGCUGCUGAAGGAGGCGGCGCCGGGGGCCUUCGUGGUGAGGGACAGCUCUUCGUUCCGAGGCUCCUUCGGCCUUGCCUUGAAGGUGCAGGAGGCCCCCGCACCUGCCCAGAGCCGAUCAGGAGAGGACGGCAGUGACCUCGUCCGCCACUUCCUCAUCGAGUCGUCCGCCAAAGGGGUGCAUCUCAAAGGGGCAGACGAGGAGCCCUACUUUGGGAGCCUCUCCGCCUUCGUGUGCCAGCACUCCAUCAUGCCCCUGGCCCUGCCCUGCAGGCUCGUCAUCCCGCACAAAGAACUGGGAGGCGGAGAUGGAGCCUCAGACCCUGCCGCAGACGGCAGGGCCUCCAGCCUGAAGCGAUCUGCGGGCUGCCACGUUCUGUACCUGAGCUCUGUGAGCGUGGAGACGCUGACCGGAGCCCUGGCGGUGCAGAAGGCCAUCUCCGCCAUCCUGGAGAGGGACGUCCUCCCCACGCCCACCGUGGUCCACUUCAAGGUCACGGAGCAGGGCAUCACCCUGACCGACGUCCAGAGGAAGGUGUUUUUCCGGCGCCAUUACCCCCUCAGCACCCUCCGCUUCUGUGGCAUGGACCCCGAGCAACGGAAGUGGCAGAAGUACUGCAAGCCCUCCUGGAUCUUUGGGUUUGUGGCCAAGAGCCAGACCAACGCCCAGGAGAACGUGUGCCACCUCUUUGCGGAGUACGACACGGUCCAGCCAGCCUCCCAGGUCAUCAGCCUGGUGGGGGCUCUGCUGCAGGACACGGAAAGGAUGUAG
Molecule: messenger RNA, 2151 nt
Organism: Pipistrellus nathusii (Nathusius's pipistrelle)
Lineage: Eukaryota; Metazoa; Chordata; Mammalia; Chiroptera; Vespertilionidae
Source: the annotation of a GenBank genome assembly